AUGAAUACAACUUGGGAAGAUUUUUAUGCCAAACAUCCACCACCUCAAGAUUUUAAUCAGAACGAAAUAUUACUGAAGACAUUUGUAGAACGACAAUUAAAAAAAGACAAAAAAGUUGUAUUAGUAACAAGUGGCGGUACAACUAUACCUUUAGAACACAAUACAGUAAGAUUUGUUGACAAUUUUAGUGCAGGAACAAGAGGAUCUGUAUCUACAGAAUACUUUUUAGAAAACGGAUAUGCUGUAAUUUUUAUGUAUAGUUUUACCACAAUAUAAAGAAAAAUUGACGAAAAUAUUAUACAAGUACAAAGAAACUUUGAACCAAGAUAAACUAUUGCAAGUUACUUUUACUACACUUUCUGAGUAUCUUUGGCUUCUUAGAGCUGCCUGUCAAGCAUUAGCUUGUCUUAAAAAUAAAGCAAUAUUGUAUCUUGCGGCUGCAGUUUCAGAUUUUUAUAUUCCAUCCAAUGAAUUGUCGAUUCACAAAAUUUCUUCUAGUGGACCACCAACAAUAUCCUUACAGUUAGUACCAAAAAUAUUAGCUCCUCUUGUAAGUUUGUGGGUCCCACAGGCUUUUGUAGUAUCGUUUAAACUAGAAACUGAUGAAAAUCUUUUAAUAUCAAAAGCAAGAAAUGCACUAAAUAAGUACAAACACAACUUAGUUAUAGCUAAUAUGUUGCAAACUCGGAAACAGCAAGUAACAAUUGUCAGUCAAGAAGACAAUUAUGUUAUUUCUCUUACCAACGAUCAAUUAAAUAAAGGUGAAGAAAUCGAACAAUCGAUAGUCAGUGUUCUCAUUAACAAACAUCAAACUUUUAUACAGUCUACUGAAAAA
Heterotrigona itama is the source of this 835-nucleotide messenger RNA. Lineage: Eukaryota; Metazoa; Arthropoda; Insecta; Hymenoptera; Apidae. The record is from the annotation of a GenBank genome assembly.